Blastomyces gilchristii SLH14081 is the source of this 2073-nucleotide messenger RNA. Its product is annotated as HASPIN protein kinase. The transcript has 4 exons. Gene Ontology annotation, biological process: mitotic cell cycle; intracellular signal transduction. Gene Ontology annotation, cellular component: cytoplasm; nucleus. Bases 1 to 2058 code for a protein of 685 amino acids. The record is from RefSeq and is a predicted model, not a curated record. Gene Ontology annotation, molecular function: histone H3T3 kinase activity. NCBI's taxonomy places the organism in Eukaryota, Fungi, Ascomycota, Eurotiomycetes, Onygenales, Ajellomycetaceae.
AUGUCGCUAUUCUCACCCUCCGCCAGCCCUAUAUCUUCAACUAAGAGAUUACCCCGGAAUACACACACCUACACAAAGUCUGCAACUACUGCGGCUACCAAUAAUCGCUCACGAAGGGUAUAUGGCAAGCGGGAGGUAGAUGCGCCCCGUGCGGUUCUCGAGCGGGAGCAUAAUAAUGUCCCGAGUAAAGCUCCCGUUAUAGCAAAUGAAAGGCAGGAAGUUGAGGUUGAGAAUAUGAUUACAGCUCUAGGAAAGGGUUUAUCUGCGCUUCAAUUGGACGUUAAUGAGCGGACGGUUGAUGUGGACAGGGACGAGGAGGAUGUUUCUACAACUGCACAAUCAGAUGUGCCGGGGGAAAAUGAAGCUCAAGGGCGCGAACAGCCUAUGGUCGAGAUCCGCAUAUCUGUUUACAAUGGUGUCCAACGAGAGGCCGUCACACAUGAACGAGAUACCAACGUCUCCAAAUCCCUAGAAACCGUCAAAUCUAAGCGAAGACCACGACGCUCGUCCGGCUGGAUCGAAGACCUAAAACUAAACAGCUACGUACGCCCCAUCCUCAAAGAAGCAACGUCCCCCAUAUCCUCGCGCGGAGUCCAGAGCUUCGCAAGCUGGGCUCGACGGGCGGGUGAUAUGUUUACUGUCGAGAAGAUCGCAGAGGCUACGGCUCAGCAAAAGAUAUUUCCAAAUGCAUCUCUCCAAGUCACGACUGGCCCGCCUAAAGUCUACAAGGAUGGGGUAUUCAAAUCAUCCCCUCCGGCACAGCGGUGGCGUCGCUCCCAAGAAAUCACCACCGUCCAGGAAAUCGUGUCCGAGGUGCAACUCCUGAAAGCUGCUCGAUUCCAUCCCGGCUUUGCGAGGUUUCCGGGAGGUGCAUGUCGUCCAGGGACGGUUCCCGGAUACGUACCAACAGGCGUGCGCACGCAGUAUAAACAGACGAAUGCGAGCGAGUGUUUUAACCCGGACCCCAGUAAGGCAAAGUCGUACCCAGAUACGCAGCUGUGGGCGGUUUUAGAAAUGGAUAAUGCGGGCUGCGAGUUGGAGAAGUUUCCGUGGUCGUCGAUUUUUCAGGUUUAUGAUAUCUUUUGGGGGGUUGCGUUGGCCCUUGCGCGGGCGGAACAGUUUGCGGCGUUUGAGCACCGCGACCUUCACCUUGGGAAUAUUUGCAUCAAGCCUACGAAGAAGGCUGGUAACAUGUCGAUGGGCUCAUCGACAUCAGCCUUAGAAGGGUUGGGACGAGGUGGUAGGACAACGGGGUUUGGUCUAAGUGGACUUGAAACGACUAUAAUUGAUUAUUCGCUUUCGAGAGCAGAGUUACAAGCACUCAAUACGCCCGAUGGGGAUGUGGAGGCGGAGGCAGAGGCCGAGGCGGGGAGCGAAAAUCCAACGGUAGAGAUUGCCUGGUCGGAUCUUGACAAGAGGCAAAUAUUUGGCGCAAUUGGGCAAGACGCGGAUGAGAAAUUGCUGAGGGAUACAUAUCGAUUUAUGCGAUCCGAGGUAUAUCAUCAAGAGAACCUCCUCUGCCCCACACAACCUCCUUCCAAACCCCGGCAGUGGAAGCACUACAACCCCAGAACCAAUCUGAUCUGGCUUUCAUUCCUGCUGCAGAUGCUCCUGAAGAAAUUGGAGCCGCCCUGUCCGAACCAGGGACAGACAGCGGAGCCACUGCAACUACAACUGCAACUGCAACAAAAACAGCUGCAGCGGGCACCACUUACGCCCCGUCCCGCGAAUCAUAAGUUACAUAGCAAUACCGUCCACCAUGGAGAUGAUGAUUCGCCAUUCAGAUCACGAAAGAAAAAGACCGCCCAAGUUAAAAGGGGUGGUGGUGGCGGAACUGAAGAGGGUGGGAAGCAGUUGGAUGCUGUUCUAAUAAACAAACAACAUGUUGGUCAACUGCAGCAGCAACAAUUAUUGAAAGAGGAAUUGACAAUGCGCCUUCAGACGACGGCGGAUAUGUUGAGUGUUGAGAGUGGGAUUGGUGAUUUGUAUUGUGCGGGGGAUCUUGUGGCUUUUGCCCUUGGGUCUGGAUGGUUGGAUGAGGGGGAUUUUUUGUGUUGAGGCUGUGGGGUUGGG